Molecule: messenger RNA, 1056 nt
Organism: Saccharomyces cerevisiae S288C
Lineage: Eukaryota; Fungi; Ascomycota; Saccharomycetes; Saccharomycetales; Saccharomycetaceae
Gene: ADH5
Product: alcohol dehydrogenase ADH5
Exons: 1
Coding region: 1-1056 (351 amino acids)
Biological process (GO): L-leucine catabolic process
Cellular component (GO): cytoplasm
Molecular function (GO): zinc ion binding; oxidoreductase activity; alcohol dehydrogenase (NAD+) activity
Source: RefSeq, marked reviewed
AUGCCUUCGCAAGUCAUUCCUGAAAAACAAAAGGCUAUUGUCUUUUAUGAGACAGAUGGAAAAUUGGAAUAUAAAGACGUCACAGUUCCGGAACCUAAGCCUAACGAAAUUUUAGUCCACGUUAAAUAUUCUGGUGUUUGUCAUAGUGACUUGCACGCGUGGCACGGUGAUUGGCCAUUUCAAUUGAAAUUUCCAUUAAUCGGUGGUCACGAAGGUGCUGGUGUUGUUGUUAAGUUGGGAUCUAACGUUAAGGGCUGGAAAGUCGGUGAUUUUGCAGGUAUAAAAUGGUUGAAUGGGACUUGCAUGUCCUGUGAAUAUUGUGAAGUAGGUAAUGAAUCUCAAUGUCCUUAUUUGGAUGGUACUGGCUUCACACAUGAUGGUACUUUUCAAGAAUACGCAACUGCCGAUGCCGUUCAAGCUGCCCAUAUUCCACCAAACGUCAAUCUUGCUGAAGUUGCCCCAAUCUUGUGUGCAGGUAUCACUGUUUAUAAGGCGUUGAAAAGAGCCAAUGUGAUACCAGGCCAAUGGGUCACUAUAUCCGGUGCAUGCGGUGGCUUGGGUUCUCUGGCAAUCCAAUACGCCCUUGCUAUGGGUUACAGGGUCAUUGGUAUCGAUGGUGGUAAUGCCAAGCGAAAGUUAUUUGAACAAUUAGGCGGAGAAAUAUUCAUCGAUUUCACGGAAGAAAAAGACAUUGUUGGUGCUAUAAUAAAGGCCACUAAUGGCGGUUCUCAUGGAGUUAUUAAUGUGUCUGUUUCUGAAGCAGCUAUCGAGGCUUCUACGAGGUAUUGUAGGCCCAAUGGUACUGUCGUCCUGGUUGGUAUGCCAGCUCAUGCUUACUGCAAUUCCGAUGUUUUCAAUCAAGUUGUAAAAUCAAUCUCCAUCGUUGGAUCUUGUGUUGGAAAUAGAGCUGAUACAAGGGAGGCUUUAGAUUUCUUCGCCAGAGGUUUGAUCAAAUCUCCGAUCCACUUAGCUGGCCUAUCGGAUGUUCCUGAAAUUUUUGCAAAGAUGGAGAAGGGUGAAAUUGUUGGUAGAUAUGUUGUUGAGACUUCUAAAUGA